AUGGCAGGCUUGUCAAUAUCUGACCUGUGUUCUCUGGUGACGAUGCUGUGGCAAACCAUCUGCAGCAACCCGCUGUUCUACAUGUCUGAGUUUCUCUUUGACGCUGCUGACGUCAUGUUCUUCACGGGCUCCGUACCUCGCGUCCUCUUCUCCAAGGUCACCAGCUUCAUCACCGCCUUCUUCGCUUUUGAACGAUGCCUGUGUAUCGCUUUACCGCUCAAGGUCAGGGUGAUCAUCACACCUCUCAAGACAAAGUUCAUAAUUGUUUCAAUCUACGCUCUCAUGAUCCUUAUUCCCACUCCCUACUACGUUGGGUUUAGACUUGGACACGAAAUCAGGCGCUGUACCAUCUACUUGACAUAUCUCUACGGGGUGCCCACUACGGCUGGAUCGGACCGUCCGCCCGACUAG
Messenger RNA from Aplysia californica (California sea hare), 411 nucleotides. RefSeq lists its product as uncharacterized. Gene Ontology annotation, cellular component: membrane. The coding region runs from base 1 to 411 and encodes 136 amino acids. The record is from RefSeq and is a predicted model, not a curated record. The transcript is spliced from 3 exons. NCBI's taxonomy places the organism in Eukaryota, Metazoa, Mollusca, Gastropoda, Aplysiida, Aplysiidae.